GUGAGAAGAGUCUCGAAAUGACUGACGAUCCAAACAAUAACUCUUAGCAGAGAAAAGAUAUACGGCUAUGACGCCCUUGAGACAUGGUCGGGGUCGCAGGCAAAUCGAAAGCGUGUCUUACCUGCCGCAAGCGCAAAAUAAAAUGUGAUCUGAGUACACCAACCUGUGGCCAGUGCGCUAGAGGCUCUUGGAAAUGUGAAGUUUAUAGCAAACCUGUGGUGUUCCUCAAUCAAUACUCUGCCACUUAUGAAAAAUCUCCGACUCGUCUACCUUCUUUGCGCAAAGGCUUACCCAAUGCAUAUGAAAAUACUCGUCCAUUGACAUCUUCAAAGUCUGUCCAAACUGGCGAUGGACUGUCAAACAUGCAAUCCUUUGCCCAUGUCAUUAACUCGGCUCAGUAUAAUCAGCUACUGUCUUCCUUUGUGACUUUUUGUCUCCCGAAGCAAACUUCGGAAGACGUCCCGCUCGCUUGGCUAUCGUCACUCGCCAAAGAAUCAAGAAAGUCAGACAUUCUACUUCUAGCCACAGCUAGUUUAGGCUUUGGUUGGAUGGGACAUAUGGAAAAUCGUCCGGAUGUGCUAAAAAAUGGUCUCAUAUUCUAUGGCCGGGCUCUGGAACAUCUCCGAGCAAUCCUUUCACGGCGUCAGCCAAAAUUAAGUCCUGACUUACUUCCAACCAUUAUGAUGUUGCUACUGUACGAGAUAUUUGAAUUUGGAACCCAAUCUAGUGUAGGUUGGAUAUCUCACACCAGUGGCAUAGAAACUGUUCUCCAGCUACGUGGCCCGCAUUCUUUCAAUGAUGGCUUGGACUUUCAGAUGUUUCACUUCUACCGAACUGUUGGCAUAUUAAAAGGAUUGACAAUUCGUAAGUCCUGCUUUCUCUCAAAACCAAAAUGGGUCAGUACCUGGCUUCCAGGCCGUAUGAAGAGCAGAUUUGAUGGAUUACUUGAUCUGGCCGCCGAGGCUCCCAAUCUAUUGGAAAUGGCUGAUAAUGCACCAAUUCACGCCACUUAUCAACAUUAUAAGCUUGUACGGCGGAUUUUAAAUCUUAUACACGAUUUAACGAUAUGGGAAAUAUCCAAGAACAUCCAGCUUCCGCAGGGACCACCACAUGCAUUUUCCGCAAGCAAUGGUUCGAUGAUGACGACCGACCAACUGCAGCCCCGCGUCCAUCGAUAUCCGAGCAAGGAUCCGCAAUCUCUAGGAAUCGCCUUUGAUGAGCUCCAGCCUGCUCGAUGGAUACUUUUUUAUUGGACUGUUGUACUUACAUUGUACACGACUAUUUAUGACAAGCCUUACCUUUCUUCUUGUCUUUGGGAUGACAGAAUCCUUCAGCUGCAGACAUCUAUAAAGCUGUCAGUACUAGAGGCCGAUAUCCUAGCUGAAAAAAUCACUGUAUGGGCCGACUUUUGUUCUCAAAAUGCAUGGCAAAGUUUUGGCCCGGCUAUUGCUAUCGCCAGCAUAAAGGCAGCCAUAAAAUGGUAUCAUGUCAGACAAAGAGAGCAGCAGGCUAACUUGCUACCAAUUAGCAGUCGAUGCCAGCUCGAGAAGUGUCAUGCUCAGUUGGCCCAUAUGACGUAUUGUGAUCGGAUCUCGUGAAUUCAUGCGUAUGAAUACGAAGUUGAUUUUUCUCUCCACAUUAUUAUACAUUAUUAUAUCCGAAUACACUGCCCCUAAACCUGUUGUUUUUUCUCCUUUAAUAAUUGUAUCAAAAAAGUGCAGGCGAUGUACGAUAAGUUGUUCUUGAACUUUUCCACUCGGGUGUUUAUUGGUUACGGUGAUGUUGCGAUAAUUAUAGCCGAUGGAUGGAGCAAUUGCGUGCUGCGCGAGUGGGGAAGGCAAACAAAUAGAGAAGGA
Talaromyces proteolyticus is the source of this 1856-nucleotide messenger RNA. RefSeq lists its product as uncharacterized. Lineage: Eukaryota; Fungi; Ascomycota; Eurotiomycetes; Eurotiales; Trichocomaceae. Gene Ontology annotation, molecular function: DNA-binding transcription factor activity, RNA polymerase II-specific; zinc ion binding. The transcript has 4 exons. The record is from RefSeq and is a predicted model, not a curated record. Bases 84 to 1598 code for a protein of 504 amino acids. Gene Ontology annotation, biological process: regulation of DNA-templated transcription.